Molecule: messenger RNA, 2737 nt
Organism: Dreissena polymorpha
Lineage: Eukaryota; Metazoa; Mollusca; Bivalvia; Myida; Dreissenidae
Exons: 4
Coding region: 180-2534 (784 amino acids)
Molecular function (GO): protein binding
Source: RefSeq, a predicted model, not a curated record
CUAUAACACAUUACUUUGGAUUUCGCUUAACUACACAUCGAUUGUUAAGUAACACUGCAGUCAUUGAGGUGAUCGUUUAAAUUAUAUUAAAUAUAUAAUUAGUAUGUAGUGUUCUAAAAAUACGCGAAGACAAAUAUUAUCAAGCAGCAUAACGCAGACGACAUGUUGUAAAGAGGUAAAUGCUGGACAAAAUGGAGGGAGAAAGAUCAAGAUGGAGGGAUAAAGAUCAAGAUACUAUCAACAGGGCGGUAAAUAGUCUGCCGUCUAUGCCGGCAUUUCCUAAGGAAUUAGGCACAAAGAACAAGGUACGUGUUCCAAGUUCGAAACUCAAUCUUGGUGCUAGGAGAGUUUGUAUCAAUGUGGAUCCACCGAGACGGUCAGACAACAGACGGGGUCAACCUAUUGUGACAAACAUGCUGAUUCAAGAGCACUUCCCAGCAUUGUCUAUCCGGUUAUCAGAUCUGCUGGAUGAGAUUGGGGCUGGAAAAUGCACUGUAAUGGAGCGGAGAAAAACAUAUUUGCGUAGAGAGAAAAUGAAGAUUAUAUCUGGAAAACUAUUACGAGACGCCUUUACUACAUUUUUCCAUUUCGGGAGCCAAUCUGAAGGCACCACCAUUCCCGGUCUCAAUUCUGAUAUUGAUGCGCUAUAUAUUGAUAAACGUGUGAACAUCAUGACAGACUGGAGAAACUGGGAGGCUGGGAUGGAGAACCUUCUGAUGCUUCGUGACGAGAUCAAUCCACCUCAACAGUACUUGCUACAGGGUAUACACAAACACACAACGGAACCGAUGACCAGUAUUGACGAUGACAGGUUUGUAAGGAAAGAUUCUGGGGAAGUGCUGUUCAGCUCAGAAAGACAGAAACAGUCAUUAGAGCAGCGAGUAUCACAACUAGGAGAGGUAAUAAAAAAUGGACCUUCUGUGAGUCAUAUUCCUAACUGGGAUAUUGUACCGGCAUUUCAUGUAUCCAAACGUCUUCCUGAAAUACAGCAUUGGAUAGACAGAUGUAGAGGUAGACAUUGGCCCCCUGCCGAAUUACUGGAUGCUGCACGACGAUCUCCGGCUUUCCUGGUACCUGCAGGACAUCCAGACAGUGAUUACAAGCGAGAAGAAUGGCGCCUGUCUCCGAACCUUAUUGAACGAAUGUUGAUGUUUAGUUUGAAUAUGACACAAAUUAAAUGUUACAUUUGUCUAAAAUUAAUUAAAAAAUCCUUAUUUAAUGGAAUGGUUGGGGAGGUUAUCACAAGUUUUCAAUGUAAAACCUUAAUGUUCUACACCAUAGAAAGAACCCGCCCUUCUCUGUGGGAGGAACAUAACCUCAUGUUUCUACUUUUACUUUGUUUACACGUAUUAAGAAAAUGGCUGCGACUGGGCAGCUUUCCUCAUUAUAUCAUAGAAGGAGUAAACCUGUUCGAUGGGAAACUGUCUAUGGGGCAACAGAGACGCCUUUUACAGUACGUGAACUACUUGAUAAAGAACGACUUGCAAGAUUUAUUUCAUAUAGAUAUAGAUAAAUUAGGAUGUCGGUUACAAGCAUGUUGUAUACGGAGGAUCAGACAGGAUAGUGAGGGAGAACUGAGACCUGAGAGGUUACGUUACGGUAUCAGUUUAUUGCUGAAAUUCGAUUACUUGAACAGAUUUAUUAGCGAAUUAACACUUUUUAUAUAUCGGAUACAGAGUUCAAAUUCAAACUUCCAGCAAGGUCUACAAAAUAAAUUACGAGUUGUUGGUAAAGACACAACAAAUGGAAAAUUGACAACCGAUGAUUUCGACUUAAUUAAUCAACUGUUUGCAUUACAUAAUUCAGUGCAAUCAUCAACGUGUUCGAGACUACCAAACCCUGCUUUUAAAGAAAUUAUACGCCGCUUCCAAUAUUCUUUAAAAACGGAUGUCGCUUCUAGCCGCUUAAAGUUGGCCUCUCUCCUAUACUGCUUUGGACAUCUUCACGCGGCAAUUAGAGUGUUGAAUGAUGCGAAGAGGAGGUAUCAUAGCAAGGUCAAGUCUGUGUGUGGAGUUAGAAAAAAUAAAGGAGAAAGAGAUAUCCAUUUAUUUGCUAACAUGAUGCCAGAUAGUUGUGACAAUGUACUCAGUGAACCACCAUUCUCAUUCUGUGUCAGAUUUAUUAGACAAGAAGCGCACUGCGCCCCAUACAUAUUGUGGUUUGAAAUGUAUCGUGGUAUGACUGAGGAGGAAGUUGCACAGAGAAAAUACGAAGAUAAGUUAUGGAUGGACAACGCUGAGGUAUCUGCUCGUCCUUUCCUUUACUAUCUAGAGUAUCUCACGUAUGGAGGACUCGGUGAACGCAACGAACAGCUUCAUGCAUUUAGACUACUCGAGUCUUAUAUACUUGAUCCAAGAAAUGUAAUCACCGUGCAUCACCCUGAGACAGCGUUCAAUUUGAUUGGUCACUGUUAUGAAAUGGAAGGCGAUUAUCCCAAUGCGUUAGAUUACUACAAUCUAUCGUUGGGUUUAGAUAAUACGAACAAUGCUGCUAACUGGCACGUGCAACGUGUGCAGCGCCUCAUGAAUAAUUAAGAAUGAAUAUUGACAACUAUGAACUGUGUAAAUUGAUAGCUAGACGUAUCAGUUCAUAUACACUCUGUUUUAUCAGUACGGGGCGACACUUUAAGCUACGUUAUCCCAGAUCGUGGCUUAUUUAUUGUGUUCAACUUGAUGUACACAUAAACAACGCUAAAUUAUGUAUCAAACAUGUGCUUAGCAUUAAAGAAUAAAUAGAG